AUGCAGCCCAGUGCUCACCCAGAGGAGCUCGCCCGAAGUGUCUCGUCUCCAGCAAUCCCCCCUGUUGGGGGUUUGAGCACGGCGUUGCCGGCUGGCAGCGCCGUGGAGGCCGCAGAGGGGACAGACACUAGUGGAGCCGCAGGGCCUGCGCCGCACGGCGUGCCUGCGAAUGCGAAAACUUGGGGGGCCAGUAGGGGAAGCGAUGUGGGGAAUGACGUCAGCAUUGAGGUAGCGGUCGCUCAACAGGAGCGACUUGCAGAAUUGCGGCUCGAGACAACGGGGCCCGGACCGACUUCGCCGGCUGAUUUGCCUCAGCAGCAGCGUGGAGGAUGGGUGGAAGCGGCGAUCAAGAUGGCGACGCUUUUUCAGUUCGACGCAGGCCCUUCGGAAGCGGCGAGAGAGGGACGCGGGAGUGUGGCGCAGAGACUGCGAGAAAUGUCGCCCACGCGGGAAGGACAGGAGCCGGCGGAGGCGAACGCCGCGAGCGAAACCAAGAAACGCAAGUGGCUUUUCUUCUUGCACGGUGGCGCGUUCGUCUUCAACAGCCCAGACUCAUAUCGUCUCUUCACAAACGACCUCUCCGUCUUGACGGGUGCGAAAGUAUUCUGCCCCGACUAUAGCUUGGCGCCUGAUCGCUUGUGGCCGGUGCAACUGGAACAAUGCAUCGCAGCCUAUGAGCACUUGUGCUACGAGAUGAACGUUCCAGGCGAAGACGUUGUCCUUGUAGGCGACAGCGCAGGCGGAAAUCUCGCGGUGACUUUGAUGGCAAGUAUCGUGAAACGCGGAGAGCAGAGCGCAAAUGCAGAACAUGCCAAGCCUCUUCCCCGACCUGCAGGCAUGGUGUUGCUUUCGCCGUGGCUCGACCUCAGCAUGGAGGGGCCUUCCUACAUCCUCAAUGCCACCAGAGAGCCUGUUCUACCCCUUAGGAGCAUCCGGCAGGCAAGCGGAGUGUAUACCUACGGCCGGUUUGAUUUGGGGAAGCUGUCCAACGCAGAAGUAGAGGACCACUUGGAUUUGACCAGCGAGAAGCUUUGCAUCGAAUCCCCCCUAGCACCUCAAACAGACGACGGCUUGUCGAGCUGCGACUCGUCCAUGUCGCUUCCUGAGGUCCCAGAAGGCCCCCGAUGUUUUUCCAACCCCUGGGUCUCCCCGGUUUACUUCGACAAGGAAAUGCUCAAAGAGAUGCCGCCUACGUGCAUCCACGUAGGCUCUGUUGAGGUUCUCCUGAGCGACAGUCUUAUCUUUGGUCGGCAAGUAAAUGACGCGGUCCGGGGUGCACCACUCUUCUCGGACAAGGCGUGGAGUGCGGCGGAUGAGGCACUCUACGUGGGAGCUGCCGCUGGGAAACGAGAGACCUCGUUGCUGGCGUCCGUGCCAAGAGUCGGCACCGCCAAGGGAGUGACGGAGAAGCCAGACCGCGAAGGAUCGGCGCCACUGGUGACAUUUACGAACGAGAGUUUCUCUUUGGAGUCGUCAGCUUCCACGGAAACGCAGGCCACGCGAUCAGACUCUUACCCGAACUCUUCGACAGCGCCCAGUUACUUCACCACCUACGGCUGGCUCAGCGAAGCAGAUGUGCAGAAACUAAACAACGACGGAGUUGUAUGCCCCGUUGGCUGUGAAGAAGGCACGUCCCCUCGAGUCCAGGUCAAGGUGUGGAAAGACGAAUUUCACGUGUUUCCUUGCUGCAGCAUCGUGGAAGCUCCCAACGGCGAGAAGUGUCUACAAGAAAUCGCCAAGUGGAUUGAAGACGUGUACGCCCAAGCCACAAAGUGA
This is a messenger RNA of Neospora caninum, 1776 nucleotides long. RefSeq names its product putative esterase. Lineage: Eukaryota; Apicomplexa; Conoidasida; Eucoccidiorida; Sarcocystidae. The record is from RefSeq and is a predicted model, not a curated record. The coding region runs from base 1 to 1776 and encodes 591 amino acids. The transcript is spliced from 7 exons. Gene Ontology annotation, molecular function: hydrolase activity.